AGCAACCACUAGCACCACCUCUCUCCUCCUAUACCACAGUCCUCCUCCACCACAUAUUUUUUGUAUCGAAAAAGAGGAGCCACGCCCACCGCUUGAACCAGAAACAAAAAUAUAUCAUCCAUAGCGUGCAGAGAUGAGGAGAUCCCGUAGAGAUUACAAAAGAAAAUGACAAAAUGACGCCAUGAUGGACAGAACAGUGAGAGUGCCAGCAUGUUAUUGUGAAGGGUAAAAGGUUUAUUGUCACAGUGCCAUGGCCCGCGACCCAGCAUAGUGGAGCUGCUGGGCGGGGCGGGCGUCGUCGUGCGCUCUCAGCAGGCUGGCGGGGUGGGCUGCGUGGGCUGUGUCUCACCAAAUAUGUGCGACAUACGCGGCCUGCCCCACUACCCGGCGUGUGGCUGUCUCUUCAACCAUGUCGGCUCCAAGGACAAGGCGAAGGUUAUGGAGGGAUCGAAUGGUGUGGGGGCGGAGUUGGCAGCAUCGCCGCGGAGGCAGGUGGCGGGGCCGUCCCGAGCCAGGGAUCCCCCCAGCAUGGUCGUCCAGGGGGACUUUCGCAAGGUUAGCGGCAUCAGCACGGAGAUCUUCCGGCAGAUUGAGACAGUCGAGAAUGACCAUGAUGCAUCGACGGCAGCAGCUCUGGACGUGGUGGAGGCGGGAGAGAUGGUGGUGCGUCUCCUCGACCCCCGCACACUCAGUCGCCAAGCUUACGACCAGGCCAAGCGCUUCCUCGCCGCCCAGAACACCAAGUUCAGCGUGCAGAUGGUGGAGAUAGUGAAGCGCCCCGGGCAGACGCUGGGACUGUACAUUCGUGAGGGCAACGGCGCCGACCGUGCUGAGGGCGUGUUCAUCUCCCGCAUCGCCCUGGAGUCUCCCGUCUACAACUCCGGCUGCCUACGUGUGGGAGACGAGAUCCUGGCGGUAAACCUGGUGGACGUGACGCGCAUGGGCCUGGACGACGUGGUCAUCAUCAUGAGCAUCCCGCGCCGCCUCCUUCUCACCACCAGGUCGCGGCGGGGUGGACGGGGGGCGCCGCCAUCUCCACAGCCCAGACACGAGCCUAAGCCGCCGCCCGUCGUCGUCAUCAAGAAGGAGUACGAAGAGGAGCCUCCAGAAGACUCGAACAGUAACGGGGACACGCUGCGCUUCGGUGCUAUGGCUGGGCGGCCGCCACCGCCACCUUCUCGGCCGCCGCCCGGAGUACCACAAACUCAGGAAUCUAGAUUCAGCACACUGCCUCGGUACCGCCCUCCGGAAACUAUGUCAGCACUCCGUCACGAGGAACCGCUAAUAUACUAUGGCACAAGAGGAAUACCGGGUAAAGGUCCCUUCGGUGUGCCCCAGCAAGCACCCCAAGGAGCCCCGCCCGGUAUGAUGGGGGCCCCAAUAGGCCCUCAUGCUACCCAUCCUGGUUACCAACCGCGGAGUGGCCGCCAAGCAGGGGUGCCAGGCGCCCCCAUCCAGCAGUACGGCGCUCCACCCCGUCCGCCUAUUGGGUCGGACAUAGAGCGCUACUACCAACCUCCCCCACCAGUCAUCACGGAACAGCCGCGGCCGCAACAGCAGCAGCACUUUACACCAUACGAACGGUCAUAUCCCAAGACGUUAGAGUCACUAGCAGAGCGUGUGCACUCUUUCUACGGGCCUCUUCCGGGUGAACUAGUGGAUGUCGCGGCUCUACAGGCGGGGCAGAUCCCAGGGAGGCAAAUGCGGCCCCAGGAGCCACCGAUGUACGGAACCCUGGGCCGCAGCAGCGUGGGUAGACCCAGGCUAGCCCGCACCCUCAGCGACCAGCGGCUGCCUGCCACAGAACGCGAGAGUCUGAGUGACUAUGAAGGCACCGGUCCCUCGGCCCGCCGGCUCAAGGCGACCACACUACAGUAUCCCUCGGGGGCACAAGUGACGGACCGGGCCACCCUGGAGCGGUACCAGGAGACCAUGAGGCGCUUGAGUGCGCUACGUCAGAGGACGCGCUCCGUGGACUACGCCAGCGACACAGAGGUCACUCUCCCACGGUCGUCCCUCCUGGCGAGGGCGAGGGGCGCCCACCACACCGGAGCUGCAGGAGGCACCGCGGCUGCCCGCUCCAACUCCCUGCCUCGCCACUCCUCCCGCCACCGCGGGGGCUCGCACGUUAGGUUCGAGGCCCGCGGGGGACCGGCGGUGAGCGAGGACGAGAGCGACGGCGCCGUCAGUGCCCCAGAGAUGCCCACGGGCACCGAGAGAGCGCGCCUGCCCUCCUCACCAUCCAUCUUCACGUCUGACGAGUACCGCGCCUGGAUGAGUCGGGCUCCCUCCACCAGCGCCAUCUAUGAGCGGAUACGACAGUCACACGAGACCCUCCGCACCCAGCGUGGAGGCCUCAGAUUCACCUACAGCGCUGAGAACCUCACCGAGAAGACCAGAGACGAGGCACCGUACUAUAUGCAGCGGUUACACCUCGGGGCAGGAACAGUAGGCAGUUCGUCCCGGCAGCUGAGUCGACUAGAACCACCGUCAAGGCGAGUGAGGGCGGCCCUAGAGGAGGCGAGGGGCGUGCCACAUCCAUCACCCACCCGUGGUAGACCCGCCCUCAGGCUCAUCGACAUCAACCCUGCAGAGUUCCUGAAGUACAAAGUAGGCGUGGGGAACAUGGGCGGCGUGACGGAGGGGGUGUCGGGCAUGCUGUGGGUGCACCUGCUGGCCGGCCGUGGGCUGAAGGCUGCAGGACGCUCUGAGUUCCGUGACCUGUACUGUGUGCUGGAGUGUGACCGCGUGCACAAGGCCCGCACUGUUGUCAGGACCGGAGACCUCAACUUUGACUGGGACGAGACCUUUGAUCUCGACCUUAUCAACAACAAAGAAUUAGACUUUUUGAUAUAUUCGUGGGAUCCACAAUUUAGGCAUAAACUAUGUUAUAAAGGUUCGGUACAUCUAGUGAGUUUGCUUAAAGAAUCGCCGCUGCAUCAACUAGCACUAAAGAUAGAGCCGCGUGGCACGUUGUACCUCAAGCUGCGCUACACUCCGCCUCGCCAGGCCUUCCUACGGACACCUGGCGUGCGCAAAAACGCGCUCUUUGGCUUGGACUUGGAUUCAGUGUCAAACCGUGAGAGUGGCGGAGGCACAGUGCCUCUAAUUAUAGCGCGCUGUGUGGCUGAGGUUGAGCGACGUGGUCUGGACAUUAUAGGGCUGUAUCGCCUCUGUGGGUCUGCCACGAAGAAGCGCCUCCUCAGAGAUGCCUUUGAGAGGAACCCCAGGCUAGUGGACCUCUCGUCUGACAACGUCCCUGACAUCAACGUCAUCACGGGCAUCCUGAAGGACUAUCUACGUGAGCUUCCUGAGCCACUGUUCACCAAGUGUCUGUACCAGAUGUUGGUGGACGCCCUGACGGUGAUGUUACCUGACGACCCGCAGGGCAACGCCAAGCUCAUGUUCUCCAUCCUCGACUGCCUCCCCAAAGUUAACCGGAUGACGCUGUUCCUUCUGAUGGAUCACCUACGUCUUGUGGCCAGCCAAUCCGAGCGCAACAAGAUGACCACACAGAACUUGGCCAUCUGUUUUGGUCCGGUGCUGAUGUUGCAGAGCGAGGGGGAGGACCCGAUGGAUUUCCACCAGCCUAUUAGUAUUCUCAAGUUCCUCCUCGACCUCUGGCCCUCAAAGUCAGCUCGGGAAGCGGAAGCAGCGAGUGCUCGGAGUGCGCGGCCUUCACAUCUGGACUCGGGGAGGCGGAAAGUCGGGGGCCCCGGCUCCCGCAUGACCACACCCCGGACCACACCGCGGACCACGCCCACCAGCCAGUCCCCGGGCUCAGAGAGCGACUCCUCCCCGAAUCCUCCUGUUAACCUCCGCUCCAAGCUAGUCCUGGGCGCCAUGACCACAACCACCGCCAGUGGGGGGGAGGCAGGGGGCGGAGCAGCUAGUGGGCCCUCCGCUCCAGGCUCUACCUCCACCACCUCCACGCCCACCUCUUCCAUCACAUCCCCGCCAUCCACCACCGCCGCCCCGACCAACUCUCUCCCAGCUGGGGUGUCGGAGGCGGCGUCAACCCUCACUGCCACCCGCGGCCUCGACCCAGAGACCGAGACCGAGGAGGACAAGGACGAGACCGGAACGGCAUCCAGCUGAGGUCCUCACGCUCCUAGCUAAGGCCAGGAGGCCAAGCUCCCGGUCAGGAUUCUUCAUUGGAUUAUUAAGUCCUGAAGUCACUUGCUGACGCCAGCCGAGGCACUGAUGUCUUUGGUCUAUAUGUUGAUAAUUGCUGUUAACCCUCGAGGGUCCGUGAACAACACCGUCCAGGGCCCUGCUGAUGCUGGCUGCUUGAGGCAAGUUGACAAUAGAUAAGGCCCUGAUAUCUUUGCGUUAAAGGCCAAAAAAAUAGCACUAGUUGCAGCCCUGAGGACAUCAGCUGAAGCCCUAAAACCUCACCCUUGUUGCGGGCAUGACGUCACCAGCCCCCUGAUCCUCUAGUGGCCAAGAUGCAGUCAUCACUGUGUCACCAAGUCCCCCGGGUAGCGAGGCUCUCUUCACCAGUGGUCAGAGGCCUCCGCACGUGACUGUGACCCGGCACACCUCACACUGUGGCUCAGCGCCGCCCUCGGCCGCCGCCUACGGGACGAGGCCAUUUGCGGGACUUAUGCAACUCGUGUUACAAAUCACUGCCACGAACUUUUAUUUAAAUAUAUUAUCUCUCUGUGGAGAUGUCGAAUUUUAUCACUAGAUAACUGCCAAGAGCUUGUAGUCAGUGGGGGUGCGGACGGUGGCGCCCCGUCCUUGUCGUCGACAGAUCAAGACGGGGAGCCACGGUCUGCGCUGCCCCUUAGUCAGUGGUGUUGAGAGUAUCGGCAUGGCGGUGCAAACUACUUGCCAGAUGGCUUCCAUUUCCCUCACGCCCGACUUUUUUUUU
Messenger RNA from Homarus americanus (American lobster), 4876 nucleotides. It is a transcript of the gene RhoGAP100F, whose product is annotated as rho GTPase-activating protein 100F-like. Gene Ontology annotation, molecular function: protein binding. Gene Ontology annotation, biological process: signal transduction. NCBI's taxonomy places the organism in Eukaryota, Metazoa, Arthropoda, Malacostraca, Decapoda, Nephropidae. The record is from RefSeq and is a predicted model, not a curated record.